This is a messenger RNA of Capsicum annuum, 363 nucleotides long. RefSeq lists its product as uncharacterized. Bases 1 to 363 code for a protein of 120 amino acids. The transcript has 2 exons. The record is from RefSeq and is a predicted model, not a curated record. Lineage: Eukaryota; Viridiplantae; Streptophyta; Magnoliopsida; Solanales; Solanaceae.
AUGGAUAAGGAGAUGGUGAUUAGAGAAAGGCUUAAAACUGCUCAGAGUUACCAAAAGUCUUAUGCGAAUGUGAGGCGAAAUGAGUUGAAGUUUGAAGCAAGUGAUUGGGUGUUCUUGAAGUGUGUAGGUGACCCUUUUUUGACAGUGCCUGUUGAGGACGUUGGUGUUACGGAUUCUUCAUCUUAUGAGGAAGUUUCAAUUGAAAUAUUAGAUAGACAGGUUUAUAGAUUGAGGACAAAGUACAUAGCUUCGAUGAAAGUUCUUUAUAGAAACCAAAAGGUGGAAGAAGCUACAUGGGAAGCUGAGGAAGAUGUGAAAGUCAAGUACUCGUUCUUGUUCCCUGCAUUGGAUGAAAAUACUUAA